AUGUCAAAUUCUGCACUUAACCCAUCUCAAUUGGAAAUGGAAACAAUACUCAAAGAUUUCGCAGGCAAUAACGACCUCCACAAGGACACAAGAAUCCAAGUCGAUAACGACCUCCACAAGGACUAUCACGGCUUUGACCUUGGCACCGACCUAUUCAGCAACCAUCUUAAGGUCAUCCAUCCACUGGCUAAAGAUUAUGCUCAACUUAUGUCAACUAUUGAUUCGUCUGCUUCACUUAAUAAUUGUUUGAAAGGAAUUGAUUCUCGUUUCUCUUCUUUAUAUACUGUUAUUGAUAAAUAUGAAGCACAUAGUAGUGAUGUGAACAUUCUUGAGGAGUUUAAAAAGUUUAAGGCCUUGGACGGACCGUUUUCGGGUGAAUUCUUCGAGUUGUUACAACAUGAUUCUAUGAAACAAGUUACAAUGUUUGAGAAGCUGCAAGCCCAGAAAGUGGAACUUGAUAAGAAGUUGAAAUCGAUGAAGACGGGGAGGAUAUUGAGUAAUGUGUUUUUUUGGGGGACUUGUAGCACUGUUGUGAUUGGUUCUGUUGUGGCUGCGGUGGUGGCUGCCUCUCCGCUUGUCACAGCAUCAGCUGCUGCGUCUGCUGUGCCGUUGGGGUCGAUGGGGCAGUGGGUUAAUUCAUUGUGGAAGGAGUAUGAGCAGAAGUUUAGAGAUCAGAGGGAGAUGACAAGUGAAAUGCAGGUUGGGAAUUAUAUUGUGAUGAAAGAUUUGGAUAACAUCAAGGCGCUUGUUGACAAACUGGAAGCAAAUACGGAAGGUAUGCUGGGAAAUGUUGAUUUUGAGGUAACUACCAAGGAACAGGAAGCGGUGGGGAUAAUGGUGGAUGAGAUGAAGAGCAUGAGGAAUGUGUUUGAAAAGACAAUUGAGGAUUUGAGUGACCAUUUGGACAAGUGCACAAGUGAUGCAAAAAUAGCAAGGACUAUGAUUUUGAAGAGGAUUAUUAAGCAUCCUAGCUACUCAUCACUUUAGACCCUCCUGCUUA
Molecule: messenger RNA, 1000 nt
Organism: Erigeron canadensis
Lineage: Eukaryota; Viridiplantae; Streptophyta; Magnoliopsida; Asterales; Asteraceae
Product: UPF0496 protein At4g34320-like
Exons: 1
Coding region: 1-987 (328 amino acids)
Source: RefSeq, a predicted model, not a curated record